CUAAGGGAUUUUUCUUCUAACUUAAAUGAAACUAGCCCUAUUCCUAUCCUUUCAGACAAACUAGAAUCCGGACACUGCUGAAGAAAUUUCCAAGAAGGAUUGUCCAUAAUUUUAGAGAUAAUGAGUAAAUACAAAACAAUUGUUCUUCAACAAGGAUUAGAGGAUGUGGCUGUGGAUGACUACCUGUUUAGGAGAAUCAAGUCCUUACUAAGAAAAGAACUAAAUCUAACAGAAAAGAUGCAAAAUGAUUAUGACAGAAUUCAGAUGGCUGACCUGUUGGAGGACAUAUUCCCAAAAGAUGCUGGACUGGACAAACUGAUAGAAGUGUGUCAAAGCAUUAAAGAUCUUGAAGAGCUUGCUCAAAGGCUUAAAACAGAGAGAGCAAAAGUUAAAGUGCAAAAGAAAGGAAAAAACAAAACUGCAGUGAAAAGAAGAGAGCAAGAAGAACCCAGUAGUUCCCAGUCUCUUUCCACCAAUAAUAAAUCAUACAAAAAGAGAAAACAAACCACAAAAACUAAAGGUGGCAAGAAAAUGAAGCUUACCCAGAAGCAGACUCAGCUUCUAGAGCCUUCAGGAAGCAACCCACAAAAAGAUGAAUGUUGUCUCCAGACUCCUCAUAAGCCUCCAGCAACACCAUCCAGCAGUUCCUCAAACAAGGCAGAGUCCAGAAGUGAGUGCACCACUCAAGGGCCUCAAGGAGUAGCAUCCAGCACUGGACAGGCACUUCCCUGUCCUAGAGUAAAAGCAUCAAGGAGGGUCCAUGCUCCUCAGAUGCCUUCAGCAACAGCAUCAGAAAGUCCCCUGGCUCCACGUGGAUCUCCACCAACAGUGUCCAGCUGUCUCCUGGCUCCAUCAGUGUCCCCAGCAAUGGCACCCAGUGCUCUCCAGGCUCCUCUGGUGCCUCCACCAACAGCAAGCAGCAGUACUUCACGGACACCAAAUAAUGGAAACUUACCAAAGGAGCCUUCUAAGGUAGAAGGUCACCAUCGAGAUCCCAUACAAGUGAUGGUGUUGAAAGUAACAGAACCUUUUACUUAUGAUUUGAUUGAUGGCAAAAGGAUGUUCCAUGCCACAGUGGCUACUGAGACUGAAUUCUUCAGAGUGAAGGUUUUUGACACAGCCCUAAAGAACAAGUUCAUCCCACAAAAGAUCAUUGCCAUAUCAGAUUAUUUUGGCACCAGUGGAUUCCUGGAGAUAUAUGGAGCCUCCUGUGUGUCUGAUGUGAAUGUUAACCAAACGAUGGUUAUCUCAAAUACACUGAGGAGAAGAGCCAAUGGAACUCCUAAAAUUAAGGAUCUUUUCUCUCAAACAAAAGGGACAUAUGUGAAUGGAGAGUUUGUGGUAACUAAGAAAAAUGAAAGGGGUGACUUCAUUCACUAUGGGAUUGAAGAUGAUACUGGGAAAAUGGAAGUGGUGGUCUAUGGACGACUGACCAGUAUCAACUGUGAGCCAGGCAAUAAACUUCGACUUGUCUGCUUUGAAUUGACCUCAAGAGAAGAUACAUGGCAGCUGAAGUCUGUAAGGCACAGUUACAUGCAGGUUAUCAACGCCAGAAGGAGAGGCACUCAACCCUGAUUCAGUUAUGAAAACCUCUGUAGAACUAUACUUCUGACAAUCUCGAUGCCAAGGAUACUGUUUACGGAGAAAAGAAACAAGUCCAGAGAGUGAAUGUAUAUAUGACCUGUUGAAAUACCAUACCUAUGAAAGCCAUCUGUUUGUUUGUUUGUUUGUUUGUUUGUUUUUUCAAGAGGGGAUUUCUCUGUUUAGUCCUUGCUGUCCUGGAAAUCACUUUGUAAACCAAGCUGUCCUGGAACUCAAGGAUCUGCCUGCCCCUGACUUCCAUGUGCUGGGAUGAAAGGCAUGUGCCACCACUGCCCUGCCUGCUAUUAUAUCUAGGAAAUGGUGCUUUCUCAUAUUCUUUAUACAUUUUUGUAUUAUCUAAAUUCCAUAUUUUGUAUCUAAACUUUUAUAAUUCUUAAUCUAUCAGUUUUAUAAAUAUAUAUAACAUUUAAAAAAAUCCAGUUUUUGAUAAAGCAGUGAUUCCUUGGGAAUAUCUUUAAACCAUUUGAAGUUGCUCUAAAAUAAAAUAUUAGUGAUCUGCAGAUAAAACUGUGGAAUACAGGCUU
This is a messenger RNA of Peromyscus maniculatus bairdii (prairie deer mouse), 2126 nucleotides long. RefSeq names its product interferon-activable protein 203-like. Lineage: Eukaryota; Metazoa; Chordata; Mammalia; Rodentia; Cricetidae. Gene Ontology annotation, cellular component: cytosol; nucleoplasm. Gene Ontology annotation, biological process: activation of innate immune response; cellular response to interferon-beta. The record is from RefSeq and is a predicted model, not a curated record. Gene Ontology annotation, molecular function: double-stranded DNA binding.